UUAUUGUUUUGUUUUUCUUUCUCAUGUUGUUUCGCGAUAUCAAGUAGCCUUGAUGGCAGUUUGACAACCGAAUACCAGCCUUUCUUAUUCCUGAAACCUGACCAGACCAUUCUUUCUAAUGUCGUUCCCCGUUGUAAAUGGUGUCGAGGUAGCAGUUCCACCACCUGCUGGGUACCAGGUCGAUUUUAGCAACCCCGAAACGGAUGGGUCAAUGGUUAGGAAUGCCUAUUGGAUCUUUGGAAUGGAGUUUGCGUUUGCGACGGCCUUUUUGGGACAGCGCAUGUAUACUAAUGGUGUGAUCUUGCGCAAGUUUAUGAUUGAUGAUUAUCUGAUCCUUUUCGCAUGGAUCCUUUCAAUAGCCGCUCAAUCAUUUCUUCUUGAUGCGUAUCGACGAAAGCUUCUUGGUGUCCAUGCCUGGGAAAUGCCCGUUGACAGCAACACUGAAUCUGCUCUGCUUGUUAUGUGUACAACUCUGACGUAUAUUCCUACGACCAUUCUAUCGAAACUAACGCUUUGCUUCUUCUACUAUCGCCUCUCGCCAGCAAGGUGGUAUCAAUACUCGGUCUACGUUACGGGAAUCAUCUGCACAACGAGUCUAGUCGGCAUUUGGUUCAGCGUUCUCUUCGCCUGUAAACCCAUUGCGGCGGGUUGGGACGUGAGACUAUCUGUCAAUGCUACUUGUAUCAACCGUCCUCCCAUUUACAUAACGCAAGCUGCCUUUGGCUGCAUCACAGACGUUAUGCUUCUGAUAUUACCUAUUCCAACUGUCGUCGGGCUGCAAAUGUCUACGCGACAGAAGCUCGGAGUACUUGGCUUAUUUGCCAUUGGUUCAAUCACCCUCAUCACAUCCGUCGUUCGACUGGUCUUACUACUGCCAAGUUUAUCGAACCCAGACCAGAGUUGGUCCUUGGCAGAAGGUUGCCUGUGGGUCAUCAUCGAAGCCAAUCUAUUGAUCAUGUGCGGUUCCCUCCCCACUCUUCGGGUUUUUCUCAAAAACGUCGCACCUCGGGUUCUCGGCGACAAAAGCCAAAGUAAACCAAGCGAACAAAAUAGCGCCAGUGCAAGCUUUGGGCUACGAACGUUUGGUGGUUCAAAUGGACCGCGGCGAAAGUUUGAUACCCUGGUGGAACUGGAGCACGAUGUGCAUUUCAACAGAACCACCUUGAGGCCUGAAGGGAUGGGCAAAACGGACGUGAAAGUCUUGAGUGGGCAGUCAAAUGAGUCACUGAUGAAUCACGGUCCAACUGGGGAUAAUAAUAGUGAGGAUGGGAUUUUACAGACGCGCACGACAACAGUUCGAUAUGACUAUCCAUAG
Molecule: messenger RNA, 1315 nt
Organism: Fusarium graminearum PH-1
Lineage: Eukaryota; Fungi; Ascomycota; Sordariomycetes; Hypocreales; Nectriaceae
Exons: 5
Coding region: 119-1315 (398 amino acids)
Source: RefSeq, a predicted model, not a curated record